GCCACACCUGAAGCUAACGCUAAAGCUACAGAAGCUUGCCAUGCACUGGUCACGAUUUUCUACAGAUGCCACUCAGCAGUAAUUUAAAAACAAACUUUUUACAAAAAAUUAAAUAAAGAUACCCAUUGCUAUGUAACAGUUGACUUUUUUAUAUUAUCUUUAGUGAUGAAUCUCAAUAAAAACAUUUGAUCAGUAAAAUAUAUUAAUGAAUAGUCCUAAUUUAUUUCUUUACAUUACGAGAAUACCUUUCAAUUCGGAAGCGGGGAAACGUUAACUUUCGUUAUUCACUAUGACCAAUCUUAACUUUGGUAACAAAGGGAAAUAACUCAAAUUUUCAAUUACAUCGUCAUUUAUUUUUUUAAAUUAUUCAUUUGGUAAACAAGAUCCUAUUAAUAAGUCAUUCGAGUCUCGGAUUGGUGAAAUGUUUGAUUGAAUUGAUCAUUUUGAAUCAUUUGAGAUGCGCAUAGCUCAGGCUCAGACAUAACUGCGACGUAGGCAUAGGCUUAGGGAAGCAAAUAACAAAUGUGAUUAAUCAAAAAUAAUAAUGAUUACAACAGUUUAUUAACUGUCAUAAUUAUGUCAAAUGUGUAUUUUCCUUAUGUAAUUGUCAGGUUGAUGUGAAUGAUUAUAUUCGCCGUUGCACUGCUUCCUAUUGCUCAUCUCUAUCUGCUGGAGGUAUUGAUGCUGCCCAAAGAGCGGUUUGCAAUGUUAUGUCAACAUACCACAAGGUCUGCACUCUUAUCAGUGGAGAGGCAAUUUCAUGGAGGUCAAGUAACCUAUGUCGUGAGUUUGCUUUUUUAUUAGCCCUAACUCUAUAAAUAAUUUAGGUUGAUAGCUUUUAAUUUGCAUUAAAUUUUUGAUCAAAAUCUUUGUUAUUUCAACUGUUUAAAUUGCUUAGUUAAGUUAAUUGGUGUGCUUCUUUCGUAAAAGUUAAGAUUUUAAAAUUAAUUUAUCACCUGGACCUGGGUAUUUUAAGGAAAACUUGACUAUCAAUUAUUUUUUCACAUAUUUUAUUUUCAUAUUAGUAAUACCUGAUAAACACUUUAUCAAACAAACCUAUUUAUUUUAGUUAAAAUAUAUUUAUAUUAUAUUUUAUUUUAGCCAAGACUUGCAACCCACCUUUCAUUUUCAACGGCCUGAUCACUAACAGAUGCCCACUGACAUGUGGUGCCUCAAUGUACUCCUACACCAGAAGCAGUUGUCAGAGUCAGCCAUUUGGUGGAUGUGAAUGUCCUGCUGGACAGGCCAGAAUCAACAACACCUGUGUUGCACCUCAGGACUGUCAAUGCAAAGGAGAUGAUGGCCGUUUCUAUGACCAUGGAAAAGAAAUUGUUUCUGGAGAUCACUGUCAAAUAUGGUAUUCGUUUAUGAGAUUAACAUAUGAAAUGUAAAUCCAUCAAUCCCUCUGUGGCAAUAGCCUGUCUAGGGCUUUGCCUGCCAUAUCACUCCCUUCCACUCAGACCCAACUGUUGCUUUUUUCCAUGCUUGGAUUACCAGUUGUUGUAGAUCUUUUUCCAUAUCAUCGGCAUUUGAGCCAUUUUUCCUUUAGGGUUUUGGUCGUGUACCAUCUUUACUCCUCUGUCAUUUGGCACUCUUUCUAAGUUUCCCACCCAGUGCAGCCUGACUAUUUUUUAUUUCUUGCUGCUAGUAUGGGAUCCUGAUUUUAGUCUGUACAAUUCCUGUUUGGAUCCCUAUUUCAUAUUCAUCUGUAUAUUUUCAGCAGAAAUUUUCUCUUCCAUGUGUUUAAUAGAUUUCUCUUCUGUUUUUGUUAGUGCCAGAUGUUCUAUUACAAUACUAAGUUUGAUAUCCUUUUCAAUGUUCUUUUAAACAUAAUUUAAUAAUCAACAUGGUUGAUGCAUUAACUAUUUACACAGAAUUGGAUUUAGGAUUUAUUUGUUAUAGGUUAUUUUGUUAUCAAAUGAUUAGCAGACUUAAUACAUGCAACAAAAUGCAUUCCCCCCUAUUCAAUUCUUCAUAUACCUAUUUCAUAUGACCAAAUAAUUAAAACCUCUGGUAAGCCUUUAAUUUCGGUUUCUGUUGUUAGUAUUUCAAACAAAAAUUAUUUGAUAAAAAAACCUAAUUGAAUGAAAAUGUUUUGUAAACUAUAUUAAAAUUUAAGAAGGGAAUAUGUGAAACAAAGUAUGAGAAAAAUCUGAAAGAAGGACGUAACAAAAUAAUGAACAUGACAGCAAGACGCCUUCUUCAGAGAACAGAGAAAACACAAAUAUAAAAAUUAAAAUAAAUACUUGUAGUAUCCGAGAGGAACAUAGGUGUAGUUUUUUUAUAUUUUCCCAUACCUUGUUUCAUAUAUUUUCUUCUAUCUAAAAUGAUUGCAGUCUCUCUCUCCCCCCCCCCCCUUUAAUAUAUUAAGUUUUAGCUAUUAAGCAUAAAAUAUUAUUAUCUUUAGCACUUGUGGAAACUAUGGUCUUUGGGAAUGUAAAGAAAGUCCAGAGAAGUGCUCUGCUACUUGCACAAUUCUUGGAGGCAGCUUAGUAAAAACAUUUGAUGGCAGAAUGUAUGAAAUCAAAAACUCUUGUGGAGAGCUAACCAUUGCUCAGGUGAAUUUGGUUUUAAAAUAUUCUAAUUUCAAAGACUAAUAAAAGUUCUUUACAGUAUAUUUUACAAAAGCUUAUACAAAUUUAAACUUACCAAAUAUUUGUCUACAUAUUUAGGGUUCUGAUAUCAGCAUCAAAUUAGAAGUUAAGACAAGUGUUAUAGCUGAAAAUGGAGAUAAAGUUAGCCCUAGCUUCAUUACUGUGGAAUAUCAAGGCACCACUUCACGUUUACAAAUUUCCAAGACAACUUCCCUAAUUGAUAAUGGAUUUGGCACAACAGUUUAUAUUAGGUAAGUAUAAUAAUAAAAUUACUGAAAUGAUCUUAACUUAUAGAACUUAGAUACUUCACAAUAGACUUCCUAAAAUUGUCUUAAUAAAUAACUUGUUUGAAAGCAACUUAUAGAAAUAUAUUUUAUUUUAUGGUACAUUUAUUUAAAUUUAUUUUUUUGCUUGACUAGAAUUUCAUUUGCUGAUUUAGAACUGUCAUCACUAUUUUGGGUUUCAGACAAGCCGCUCAGAAUGUGUUUGUGGGGGACAUCAAGGGAGGGCUAGUCCGUUUUAUUGUCUCCCGUGAUGGCACUUUCCACCUAAAAAUGAAAAGCACACACUUCAGGAACAAGGUUUGUUUUUACAAUUUGAAUCAUGUCAAUGCUAAAAUAUAACAAACUGUGCACAGUAAAACAAUAAUUUCGCUGUUAAUCAUAUCUCAUCAGAGUGAGCACUUGCAUUUUCUGAACCAAGAAAAUAUUUUCAUAACUACCUGUCUAAAAUUAAUUUGUUAUUCUUGUGUUUGAAGGUCUUAGGUAUCUGCGGCAACUUGGACAACAACAAAGACAACGACUUCAUGUCACCAUCCUAUUCUGAAAUGGACAAUGCAGAGUUCAUAAAGUUUUACUCAACAUGUCGUGAGGCCCAAUUAUCAGAACUCAGUCUGAGCACAGUGGUAAAUAUUUUUGGCGUUGCUAAAGAUUUAAAAAAUGUCAAAGCUUGCGAUUGCAAAAAUUAUAUUAGACAACAAGUUUUAAUGGCUGGAUAUGAAAAAUUAUGUUUACAUUUAUGGAGUUGAUCAUAAAUUCUUUUUUUUACUCCAAAAAUGUGUAACGUCAUCGGGUUUCAUAGUCAUUAAAAGUUAUCUAGAACCCUGGAUAAAAAUACACUUUGUUACUUGUGAUUUCAAAUGUUUGAUUUAGAUGCAACAGGUUGGAUUAUUUUAUACUGUCUGUGAUGAAUUUUAGAUGUGAUUUGAGAUUUUCCUUUGAAGGCAGUUAGGUUGGACUUUCAAAUAAUGCUUCUUUAAGAAUAAGAACAAAAUAGGUCUUUUAGUUUUUUUUUUGUUAUACCUAUGUUAGCUUAAAGAUUAGGUCUUACAAUGGUUAGGUGGAGAAAGCUUGAUGGUACACAAAUGCCAGAGCCUAGAUUAGUGAAAAGUACAUAAAAACUAGGCAUUAAUAGAUACAAGAGUCCCAAAAUCUUAGUGCAAAAAUGUUAUAAAUGUGCUGAUGUUAAAAAUAAUUAACCAAGUUAUGAUUAGACAGUUCUGGAUUAAUCAUAAUUUGAUUAUGGAGUAAUUUGAUUAAUUUUGAGUACUUAAUUUUGAUUUUGAAGUAGGCCAAACAGUUCAUUUUUUAAUUUAAAAAGUGGCAGUUCAUAGGAUUGUGUUGAUUAUUUAUUUUGUUACUUAACACCAUAAACUGUGUGUGCCUAUUGUUCCACUAGCACAUCUGCACCUCUGAAACUGUGUGUGCCUAUUAUCCCACUAGCACAUCUGCAACUGUGUGCCUAUUAGCCCACUAGCACAUCUGCACCUCUGCCCCUUAAUAUUAUGCUUAAAAGAAGCAUUCUCACAAGAGACAUAACACUAUUUUGAGAACUGAAAUAUUUUGUAUAAAACUUCAAAGGGUUGUAUAACUUACCACCUGAAAGGAAUGCCUAACAAUUUUUUUUCCCCCCUUUGCCUGUCUUUCUUCAGAAUCCUUUGUGCAGUAACUUAAGUUCCAUCCCUCUACCACCCAACUCAAGGGUGGACAUUGACAGCUAUGUCAAGCUGUGCAGCAAUGCUCCGACUAAUGAUCUGCGCUGUGACGUCCUACAGUCUUUUGCUAUGGCUGCCAAUAUUAAUUUCCAAACUGCAUUUACCAAGGAAGUCUCAUGCAGUAAGCAUUAUAGAUAUAAGGGGUGUUUAUAUUUGUCGUUAAAUAAAUUCUUUUUUUUUCAUUAUAAAAUUCUUAAAUUUUGACAACUUUUUAAAAAUUUUCCUCUUUCCAUGUCCCUAGCAAAUAAUGGAGGGUGGAGGGACUUGUAGUAAAUCUGAAAAGAAAAAAAUAGAAAAGAAAAGACAACAAAAAAAAAUUUCGCUUUUUUUUUAAUAGCUUACCCUUACAUCCUCUCCUAUACUCCACCCUGGCUUCCUUUAAAAAUCUCUUUAACCUCCACAGAUCUUUGCUGUGUCCCACUUACCCUUCACCUCUGAACAUCUGUUCAACCCUACUCUUUCCCACCCCCUCCCUGCUCUCAAGUCACUUCCUCCCCUACCAUUAUUAUCAUAUUUUGACAAUUCUUCCUUAGACUUGUGAGACUCCUGCCAAGCUUAAUGUUUUUAUUCUCAGCUGUUCUUUAUUCUUUGUUGUCUUCUUGUUAAACGUUUUCGGUCAAAAAGUCUCGCUGUUUUUUAGGUCUUUCCCUAAAGUUUAAUACUUCUUUCUGGUAAACCUGUCCUCCCCAUAGUUUGUUUUUAUAAUCAUUGAAAGGAGGUGUUGGUCCAGUUUUUAAAAUAGGUCAGCUUCAUAUUUCUGAGUAAGUUGUAUUGGUCUUUAGGUGACACCAUCUGCAAGAGGAAACAAAUUAACCUGUGUGACGCCAACUGCAAAGAUCACCUCAUCAAGAACUGUGAGCCUGAGACCAUUUACACCUGUGGCUGUGGAGAGGGGGAGUACCUCAAGGAUGAUGGAACCUGCGUGGCCCUGGACCAGUGCGGCUGCUUUGAUUUCACAACACCUGAUAAAGUUAUAGCUCCCCAUUCAGAGUUUAUGCACGGAUGCAGAGAAUGGUAUUAAGCUUUUUGCAAAUCUGUUGUUUUUAAAUUAGCAAAUUUAAGUUUAAUCCAGACAUAAAGAGAGAGUAAAAAUAGCUUUCCUACUUAUUUUAAAUGUAAAAUUUGCAUGUCAUAUCCAAUUUAUGUGAAAUCUAUUGUGUAUAUUUUCUAAAAUUACAUUUUCGUGGUAUAAUCAUCAUCUGCAAUGGCUCUGAUCUUUUAUUCACAUAAUUUGUAAUGGCUCUGUUGCUUUUUUUUGGCAUUGUCUGCAAUGGCUCAGAUAUUUCAUUUAUAGUAUCUGCAGUGCCUGAUCUUUUAUUCACACUGUCUACAAUGGCUCUGAUCUUUUAUUGAAAGGAUCUGCAAUAGCUCUGAUCUUUUAUUCACAUUUUCUUCAAUGGCUCUGAUAUUUUAUUCACAGUGUCUGCAAUGGCUCUGAUCUGAUCUGUGACAACAGCUGUGAAGAGGUCAUCUGUGCAAACUCUCAAGCAUCCAGAACAGAUCUCCUAGCCAAAUCCAUUGACCCCACUUGUGCUAGGCAGAUGUGCCCAAAACCUUUCUAUGCCAUGUCCGAAUGCAUCAAUGUGGCCACCAGUUCACAGCUUUGCUUCUGUGCGGAAGGGUUCAAGCAAACUCAGGUAAACUGUACCAGAGAUGAUUAUUAAAUACAUGAUAUUAUAUAUACAACAAACCCUGUUGUACACAAACUUUAUGGACACUUAAUAUCUUUCCUUUUUGAGAGAAUGCAUAUUUUUAAAAAUUUAACAUUGUCCAACAUUUAUUGUCAAGUUACUUAGCUAUCUAAUAAUUUAAAGAAUGUGGUAUCAUCAAUUACUAUUGAAAUUCUAAGCGUCUUAUAACCACCUUAGCUAAAAUUUGCCCCAUAUAAACAUCAUUCUUUGUGUUUAUUUAAAAUUUUAAAAAAAUUAUAUUUUUUUAAUAACCAACUGUUCAUGUGUUUGUAUUCCAUCAUGUAGGCUGGAGCUUGUGUUGAGAAAUGUCCUUGUUAUGAGGGGGGGAGAUGGUACAAGGAUGGAGAAACAUUUGAAAAGAACUGCUUAACCAAGUAAGUGAAGUGGGGUUGGGGGGUGGGGGGACUAAUGAGGUUUGAUAAGCUGAUGGAAUCUAAAAUGGGAUGUCUAAAAGGACUAUGUCUCUAUCUGUAAUGAAUGGUUGUCAUACAUCAAGUUCAAAUGUCCUAAUCUGUUUAACAUAACACAAGUCCUAUUUCACGAACAGCGUAACCUUUAAUGCAAGCUUCUCUUUCACCUGGUCAUAUGAUAAUUGAAACCUAUAGAGCGUAGUUCUCUACUGAAAUACCUUCUCACUCAAUGCUCAGAAUGCAACUGCCAAAUGAAUAGGACAUAUCCAAAAGACACUAGUCAAAGCUACAGGCAAACCAGGUCACGAUACUCAAGAAGUUUGGUAAGCUGGGCACAAUCUACAAGUGCAUGUCUAAAGGGACUGGUCAAGAAUUUCUAUGAAUUAUUUUUAAAAUGACACCAGAUUGUGUUUGGUUAUAAUAAUGAACAAAGAAAUAAAAUGUAAAGUUUCCUCUGAACUCUUCUCACCAGGGUGUGUCGUGAUGGUGUCUUCGUCUUUGACUCUGAACGCCCAACUGACUGUACAGGUAUAUUGACAUGCUAACAUUGAAAGUCACCACCUAAGUGGAGAGAAGAUAAAGAUAUUUUAUGUGUUGUUUAGAUCAUACGUCCUGUUCUGUAAAUAAUGUGUCAAAUAUUUAGUUGUUAAAUUUGGUGAGGAAAUGAAGGUUUGAACGUUCAAAUUAAAUAUUUACUUUGACGUAGAGUUUGCUGUAAAAAAAACUUGAGAUAAAAACAAAGUGGACUCUGACGUCAAGAUUUCGUUUGUUGAAGGAAGUUAUAAGCUGAAGAAUCCCAUUACAAACCAGGCAGUUGGUGGUCAGCAGACACAAAUUUUGUUUAAUUAAUCCAUGAAAACGUUUUUAAAAACUGCUGUUGUUUUGUUUUCCAGGUGUCUGUGUCUUGACCGGGUCAUCAAUGAAACUUAAACCCUUUGAUACAUCCACUCUCAGUGACUUCUCCAUCGAGGGCAUGUGCGAAUACUUUGUACUGAAGAUUGGAAAUGACUUUGCUGUCAAGACCAAACCUGUUGUAUGUGGCAGUGCACGUGGGUCUAUUUUUAAAAACCUUUUAUUACACAAGAGCGUUUCUUGGUACUGUUUCUCAUUUUUGGACACUCAUGUCUUAGGAUCCAUUUAUCCAAGAAACCUCAACCUUUUAUCCAUAGUCUAAGUCUUGUGACACAUUUCAAUCAAUCAAAGUUUUUCGGAUGUCAAAUUUUAUGAAGUCAAAAUACUUUCCAUAUUUCUGGGUCAAAAAUUUAAAUGAUUUUAAUCCGGGAAAGGAACUUUCUCACACCAUAUAUUCAAUUAUUAUUCCAGUUAUCUUUUGAAAGUACCAAGUAUAUAAAGUUUUGAUUGGAUUAAUUUCAUGUUUUUGCCAUCCUCUUGUUCUUAUUGUGCUAGGGUUAAACAUCUGAUUUAGAGAUAGGGAAAUUUUACAUUUUCCAAUAAACUUUGCAGUAUUCUUCUUGUUAUAAGUUGUCCCACAUUUUUCUUGUGUUGUAAUUAUUUAGGACACAAUUUUCUGUAUUGUUAUUUAUUUUGUUGAUUUUCGGAGCAAAUCUUUGGAGGUCAUGUCACCAUUACCAUUGGUAAAUCUGUUUAUCUUAAUUUUAUUGAGGAAACUGAAGCAUUGAACACUGUGACCAGAGGAUACCAAAAAAUUGAAUUCCGUCAGUUUUCUGAAAGUGUUUUCAUGUGUCCUCGUAAAGGCAGUUUGAGAACCAGUAAAUGGUCUCAAAAUGAUCCACUGGCCAUGUUUUCACAGGUACUGCCUGCAUGCACAUGAUCACUAUAGAGACGCCCUACAUGAAAGACCCAAUCAUCCUGAAAUCAACUAACCCGGGUACAGUCAUGGUUGGAAAUAAAGAGUACAACCGCAAUGUGGGUCCCAACAUAAAGAUCACAGACACCACCUACUACCUGAGUAUUUACUUUGGAGAUUUGUUUGCAGUUCAGUGGAAUCAAGGUAUUGGAUUAAAUGCAGUGACAUGUAUUCCUUUUAAAAAAAAAGAAAUAUUUUCAAUUAACAAACUUAUUUUAAGCAUAUUUCAUGUUAGAGGACUGUGACUGAUAUGGGUAGAAUUCAUAUGGGAAGACCUCGUGUGGUAAGACCUCAGGGGAAAAAAACAGACAUGUGACAUUUUGCACAUUUUGAGAAAAUAGAUUUGAGAGUUUGGAAAGGCUCAAAACCUUUAAACAUAAAAAUAUUAUUUUAUAAUUCUGAUUGUAUUUAAGAGAAUGAUAUUCUUUGUAUGAUAAAAAUCAAUUAAUUUAAAAUAUUCUUAAAAUCUAUCAAUGGUUUAUCAUUAUUUAAAAAAAAACUUUGCUCAUUUUUAAAUACAUUUUAGAACUUCCUGCAAUGUUUUCUUUUGAUGAUUUUAUAAUUCACUACAUCUAUGUUUGUGCCAGGGCUGACAAUGAGAAUCGAAGUGUCAAGCAAACUGUUCAACCGGACUUCUGGUCUUUGCGGCAACUUCAACCUGGAUGCCUCAGACGACAGGAAAGGCAGCGAUGACCUUCAAAAGGAGACCAUCAGCAAACUGGCCAGGAGCUGGAUCGUCAACCCAGACGAAUGCACCAUGGGUGUUGAGCAGUCGAUUGGUGCUACUUGUGAGGUAAGACUGUGAAAGAUGUUACGGCAAUUCUACCGUCUAGCAGUAAUCAGCCUUUCUGUUUUUAUACCAUCCAUACACCAAUAAUUAUAUCUCUAACAGCUCAAUUAGUACAUAAUGAAUUGUUUUGGGAUAAUGUUUCUAUGAGUAGAACUGAGACUUUAAUAGCAAUUUAUUUCGACAAAUGUGAUCGUACUUUAAUUGCAUAUUUUAAAAAAAUAAUAAACAUAUACAAAUUUAUCCAAAGUUAUUUAUUUUAACAACUUUUUUUUAAGUGCAUUAAUUUUCAACUUCACAGGGAUCUAAACGUCAAGCAUGGGCCAAGGAUGCGUGUAAAGUUAUACUGGAAGGGGAAGCUUUCGCUGCAUGCCGUAAAUAUGGUGGAGAGGUCAGCUUCUAUGACAACUGUGUGGCACAAUCUUGCAAGUAUGUCAGCUGUUACAAUUUUAUCUCUCACCCAAGUCACGUUACUUCUAGUGACAAUUUUCAUUAAAAUAAGAUGCCCUAAAUUAUAUUUCUUAAAAAACACAUACAAUUUAAAAGGAAUGUUACGAAAAUUAAAUUAGUAUGUGGAAUAAGAUUCUUUUAUUGAUCCAAAUGAAUGGAAAUAUUUUUUGAUUAAAUUGUAUGUAUUCAUUUUCAGCACAUAAAAAAUACAUAUUUUAGCAAGACUACAUUUUACAAUUCAUAACAAUUUAAACACAACAUGUCUAAAAUAUUUCUCUAGAGUGGAACUCAGCCAUCAGUGAACUCCUUUAGUAGGGACAAUAAUGACUUAGUGAUCAUAUCACAGAAACAUAAUCACAAAAAAUAAGAACGAAUAUUAAGGCAAAGAUUUGGUUGUUAAAAAAAAAAGUAAAUAAAUUUGUACUCAAAUUUCUUUCUAACACCAGCAGUAAAUCAAACAAAUUAUUGCACCAAAUAUCUUUCUUAUUCGAUGCUGGAAUAGUUUAACAUAUGGUGUGUCAACAUUUGAAUGGUUGUGGGGCAUGUGAAGGAUAAUGUUACUAAACCGCCAAUAAAAAAGGAAAACCUUUGGCACCCUGUUUAUUGAGGUCUUGACCAAACUAUUGUUUAGAGAAGCUGUUGACAACAUUUGUGUCCAGAUUUUCAAAUAGAGAAAUUCAAAUCUUAAACAUGUUUCUUGGUUAUUUUAGUUUUAAAGUAUAGGGUUAGUCAAAGUAAAGUAUCACCUAUGACGUAGCAGAUAUUUUAAUGGUCUCUGGAUGAAUUGAAGCAAUGUUUCUUUUUGGUGAGAUGAGAUAAUAAUAAGGUACAACAAAAAACACAGCCCCAUAGCAAAGUCAUAUAAAAGUACAUAAACUCAAUUAGGUAAAAAACCGCUGUCCUAUAGCAUAGUCAUAUAACAUUACAUAGGGUCAUUAAGAUAGAAAACCAAUGCUCUAUAGUAAAGUCAUAUCAAAUUACUUAGAUUCAUUAAGAUAGAAAACCAAUGCUCUAUAGCACAGUCAUAUCAAAUUACUUAGAUUCAUUAAUAUAGAAAACCAAUGCUCUAUAGUAAAGUCAUACCAAAUUACUUAGAUUCAUUAAUAUAGAAAACCAAUGCUCUAUAGUAAAGUCAUACCAAAUUACUUAGAUUCAUUAAUAUAGAAAACCAAUGCUCUAUAGUAAAGUCAUAUCAAAUUACUUAGAUUCAUUAAUAUAGAAAACCAAUGCUCUAUAGCACAGUCAUAUCAAAUUACUUAGAUUCAUUAAUAUAGAAAACCAAUGCUCUAUAGCACAGUCAUAUCAAAUUACUUAGAUUAAUUAAGAUAGAAAACAAUGCUCUAUAGCAAAGUCAUAUAAAAAUACAUUACUCUGCAGGCUAAAGAAUUUCAUAUAAAACUCAUUUCUCUAUGUUGAGAAGGUUAUGUCACUCAUCCAAAAUACUCCUUAAAACUCUUGUUAAAAAAUAUGAACUUAAAAUAAAAAAAUAAUGUAAUAAUUUUCAGUCUAAAUAUAUCCUGAAGUCAUAUGACAUCCAAGACCCACCUUUUCCUGUAAUAUAUUUAGAUAUUGUUGAUAUAUAACACAAUGUGUGUUGUUUUUUUUACCUCAGCUGUGAUACUGGUGGGGACUGUGAGUGUCUCUGUGAUGCCAUUUCGGCUUAUGCUGCCCACUGCAAUGAAAUCGGAGCCCCUGCAAAAUGGAGACACCAGAGACUUUGUCGUAAGUUGUGACCUACUUUUUCUCAUUUGUUCAUUAUCUUUGGUGUGCUAAGGAUUAGUCCUUAGAACCUGUUCAUUUUUUGUAUUUUGUGUCUUCUUUUAUAUUCAUAGAAAUCAAGGAUAAAUAAAGCAUCUUUAACAUAUUAGACUACAAUUAAAGAAAACCUAUAUCCUCUUUAACAAGUUAGAUUGCCAUUAGAGAAUAAAUAUAACAUCUUUAACAUAUUAGACUACAAUUAAAGGAAACCUAUAUCAUCUUUAACAAGUUAGAUUGCCAUUAGAGAAUAAAUAUAACAUCUUUAACAUAUUAGACUACAAUUAAAGAAAACCUAUAUCCUCUUUAACAAGUUAGAUUGCCAUUAGAGAAUAAAUAUAACAUCUUUAACAUAUUAGACUACAAUUAAAGAAAACCUAUAUCCUCUUUAACAAGUUAGAUUGCCAUUAGAGAAUAAAUAUAACAUCUUUAACAUAUUAGACUACAAUUAAAGGAAACCUAUAUCCUCUUUAACAAGUUAGAUUGCCAUUAGAGAAUAAAUAUAGCAUCUUUAACAUAUUAGACUACAAUUAAAGGAAACCUAUAUCAUCUUUAACAAGUUAGAUUGCCAUUAGAGAAUAAAUAUAACAUCUUUAACAUAUUAGACUACAAUUAAAGGAAACCUAUAUCCUCUUUAACAAGUUAGAUUGCCAUUAUAGAAUAAAUAUAGCAUCUUUAACAUAUUAGACUACAAUUAAAGAAAACCUAUAUCAUCUUUAACAAGUUAGAUUGCCAUUAGAGAAUAAAUAUAGCAUCUUUAACAUAUUAGACUACAAUUAAAGGAAACCUAUAUCCUCUUUAACAAGUUAGAUUGCCAUUAGAGAAUAAAUAUAGCAUCUUUAACAUAUUAGACUACAAUUAAAGGAAACCUAUAUCAUCUUUAACAAGUUAGAUUGCCAUUAGAUAAUAAAUAUAGCAUCUUUAACAUAUUAGACUACAAUUAAAGAAAACCUAUAUCAUCUUUAACAAGUUAGAUUGCCAUUUGAGAAUAAACAUAACAUCUUUAACAUAUUAGACUACCAUUUUUGACUUAAAUGAGGAUAUAUUAUAAAAAAAGUUGAAACAUACCAUUAAAUAAAUCCCCACCAUUUAGUAAAACUCUCCACCAUUUUGAUCCACAGCCAUACAGUGUGAGGGUGGAAGUAUAUAUGACCCUUGUGGAUCAAGUUGUCCUGAGGCUUGUGGAGUGUCUCCAAACAAGACAAGCACCCUGUGUUCUUCAUUGACAUGUUUGGAAGGAUGCUACUGUCCCGAGGGUUAUGUACGAUCAGGUGCGUUUAUAUUUUUACAUCCUAAGCAGUUUUUUUUGUUGAACAAUUUCAAGGAAAAUUGAACCCAAAUUCACCAACUCACCCACCAAUGCUAUUUGCUCUAAUUCACCAACUCACCCACCAAUGCUAUUUGCUCUAAUUCACCAACUCACCCACCAAUGCUAUUUGCUCUAAUUCACCAACUCACCCACCAAUGCUAUUUGCUCUAAUUCACCAACUCACCCACCAAUGCUAUUUGCUCUAAUUCACCAACUCACCAACCAAUGUUAUUUGCUCUAAUUCACCAACUCACCCACCAAUGUUAUUUGCUCUAAUUCACCAACUCACCAACCAAUGUUAUUUGCUCUAAUUCACCAACUCACCCACCAAUGCUAUUUGCUCUAAUUCACCAACUCACCCACCAAUGUUAUUUGCUCUAAUUCACCAACUACCCACCAAUGUUAUUUGCUCUAAUUCACCAACUACCCACCAAUGUUAUUUGCUCUAAUUCACCAACUCACCCACCAAUGUUAUUUGCUCUAAUUCACCAACUCACCAACCAAUGUUAUUUGCUCUAAUUCACCAACUCACCCACCAAUGUUAUUUGCUCUAAUUCACCUAUUCACCAACCAAUUUUAUUUGCUCUAAUUCACCAACUCACCCACCAAUGCUAUUUGCUCUAAUUCACCAACUCACCCACCAAUGCUAUUUGCUCUAAUUCUUCAACUCACCAACCAAUGUUAUUUGCUCUAAUUCACCAACUCACCCACCAUUGUUAUUUGCUCUAAUUCACCAACUCACCCACCAAUGUUAUUUGCUCUAAUUCACCAACUCACCCACCAAUGUUGUUUACUCUAAUUCAGUCACUGUUAACCAAUGGUACAUGCUAAAAGUGUUUCCAUAUAUUAUUAUUAAAUAAAUUUCUUUAUUCUAUUUUCUGAGAUUGCACUUAAUGAAUAUAAAUACAAGUUUGGGCAUAUAUAUUUUAUUCUAAAUGUAGCUUUAUUUGUAACAUUAAAUUGACAAUCUUGAACUGAAAUGUCGUGAAUGCAAUACUAUCAGAUCUAGAUGACAUUGACAACUCCCACUGUAUUCCAAGAUCGGAAUGUCCAUGUGUUGAUGAGAAGGGGCACUCAAUUCCUAACGGUCAGAUUGUUACCAUCAAUUGCCAAGUUUGGUAAUCUUCUUUUUUAUUCUUCUUAGUAAUUAUUUUUUACUCAAUGAUUUGAUAAGCAUUAGAAAUUGUAUUAAAUUAAUUUUUUAAAUUAGGAAAACAAUGUCAGCUGCCAUGAUAUCGCUUGUAUCAUCCUGAACAAUCAUAGGUUCUUCAUCUACAAAAUAUAAAACAUUUUUAACUUAACUUCAGAUAAAUUAUAUUAGCUAUUGUGUAUUCUUUCUUACUUAAGUAUGGACAAUUACGGCAUUUACAGUAUUAUAAUAAAGUAAUGCAAAGACCAUUUUAAUGUAAUUAGAGCCAUAAUGAAAUUUUUUAAAAUAUGUCUUAACAUUCUCCAGUAACAACUGAAAUUUUUAAAUUUUUUAAAUAAAUGAAAGCAUUUUUUAUAACUGAUUGGAAUGUUACAAAAUACAAUUCAUUUAAACCCUUGUUUUAAUUCAGACAGCCAAGAGAAUUGUAUGAUACAUAAUAACUAGCCCAAUUGUAACCUUUAUUUAGUGAAUGCACAGAAGGAGAACUGAAAUGCACAGGCGAGCCAUGCAAAACUGAAUGUGAGGAAAAUGAAUAUCUGUGCAAUGACGGGCAUUGCAUCUAUUACAAAAGGAAAUGUGAUGGUGUGCCUGAUUGCAAG
Lymnaea stagnalis (great pond snail) is the source of this 14566-nucleotide messenger RNA. Lineage: Eukaryota; Metazoa; Mollusca; Gastropoda; Lymnaeidae. The record is from the annotation of a GenBank genome assembly.